AUGCACUUCACCACCACCGCCAUCCUCGCCUUCACCCUCCUCACCACCACCUCCCUCACCACCGGCAACGCCAAACGCCAAGCCCCCCUCCUCUGCAGCGGCGCCUCCGCCACCCCAAACUGCUGCGCCGUCAACGUCCUCAACCUCGCGGACCUGCAGUGCGCAGACCCCGUAGUUGGUCGCCGAGAGGUGAUGAGGACGGGAAAAGUUGGUCGAUGGGGAAUAGGAAGUGGGAGAAUGCAUAUGGAGAUGAGCGCGUAUGAGUCGUUUGGCAGAAUAUCAAAGUGGGUGGUGUGA
Molecule: messenger RNA, 297 nt
Organism: Letharia lupina
Lineage: Eukaryota; Fungi; Ascomycota; Lecanoromycetes; Lecanorales; Parmeliaceae
Exons: 2
Coding region: 1-297 (98 amino acids)
Cellular component (GO): extracellular region
Source: RefSeq, a predicted model, not a curated record